AUGGCCACUGCUAGCGAUGCCGACGACGCCACGUGCGCGAUCUGCCUGCAAGUGUUGCUGGACGGCGCGGAGGUUCGGACGCUCGGCUGCCUUCGCAAAUACCGCGCUUACUGCGUGGACAUGCACCUCGACGUCCACAACAUGCAGUUCGACGAUUUCCCCUGCCCGCAAUGUCGAACGACGGAGCGGGCCCUGGGGAGGGCGGAGGCGGCGCUGACAGGCAGCCCGCCCGACGCCGCCGACGACGCCGACGAGGUCGACGCCAUCAUCACCGACAUGACGCCGCCCAGCAGCCCGCAGUUGCGGCGCGUGCCGCGGCCGCCCCAGGAGAAGCAGGUUGCGCCCGCGGUGGACGGGGCGGGCCCGGCGCCCGAGGACGCGCCGCCGCUUGAUGGCGACGCCGCCGCCGAGGAGCCCCCGCCUGGGGCGCCUCUCCCAGAGUUGCCGCCGCAGCCGCCCGCCCAGAUGCGCCCAGAGCCGACGAUGAUCACGCGCCCCACGUUCAUGCAUGACGUUCGGUUGCGACGCGGGUGGUGCAACGAAGAGGUAACUGCAGACAGGACUCGGUUGAGGGGCAAGUCGCAGCAGAAGUACAAGUGCGACCGUUGCAAUGUCCACAUCACGCAGCUUAGCCGCGAGUUCGGCGAGUUCCCGAGCAGCGACUUCAAGCGCCUGGGCGAGGAGACGCAGCAGGCCUUCUUCAAGGACGCGCGCGACGUCUCCAGCGGGAAGGUGGUGGUCGCCAAAGUCAAGGAGCUCAUGCGGAGCUACGAAAAUCACGAGGACUACUACGCCGAGGGAGGGGAGUUCCUCCCCCCAGGCGCGUGGAGCACGCGCGGCUUCGAUGCCGCGCUCAUCGAGGCCAACAGCCUGGAGAAGGACAAGAGGCAGUGCAGGGUCUUGGGCGCAACGUACCGCGUCCCGAUCCUGUCUGGAGGCCAUCGUGGAGCCAGGGGCACCGAGCGGAGCCUGAUGAAGGGGCCUUCGGGCGACGACGACUCGGACUCCAGCUCGGACUCGAGCAGCAGCUCGGACGACAAGAAGAACAAGAAAAAGAAGAAGGCGAAGAAGGCGAAGAAGCAGAAAAAGAAGGCAGCGAAGAAGGAACGGGUGAGGAAGGAGAAGGAUCGCAAGAAGGCGCUGGAGGAGAAGGAGAGGGCCAAGCAGGAGAGGAAGGCCGCCGUCGAGAGCCGCAAGGUGGCGGCGGCGAAUGGCAAGUUGGCCGACAGCAUCGAGAAAAAGGUGACGGAGACGUUGACGGCCAUCAACAGGGUGGUGGGCCAUCGCUUGUUCCCUGAGUUCCGCCAGAGCAUCAAGGAUGACAUGAACGCGUUCCAGGCCAAGCUGCAGUGCAUGUCGCAGGACAUCGAGAAGGUCCAGAACGGCGUCGGCAGCUCCAUCCGCUACGUGAGCACGACCGCCGAGGCCAAGGCAUCCCUGACCGACGUGGGCCGCAAGCUUCGCACGGCCCAGACCUUGUCGGAUCUGAACGACCGCUUCGGCGCGGCGUGA
Prorocentrum cordatum is the source of this 1512-nucleotide messenger RNA. NCBI's taxonomy places the organism in Eukaryota, Dinophyceae, Prorocentrales, Prorocentraceae. The record is from the annotation of a GenBank genome assembly.